Capronia coronata CBS 617.96 is the source of this 1143-nucleotide messenger RNA. RefSeq lists its product as uncharacterized. Bases 1 to 1143 code for a protein of 380 amino acids. Gene Ontology annotation, cellular component: cytoplasm; cytosol. The record is from RefSeq and is a predicted model, not a curated record. The transcript has a single exon. Gene Ontology annotation, biological process: secondary metabolic process. Lineage: Eukaryota; Fungi; Ascomycota; Eurotiomycetes; Chaetothyriales; Herpotrichiellaceae. Gene Ontology annotation, molecular function: hydrolase activity; carboxy-lyase activity.
AUGGCAGAGUCGUCCACGAAGACGACCGACAACUCGGGACACAAGAAGCCCGUCACUGUCGUCGACGUCCAUUCUCAUUUAUAUCCUUCGUUCUACCUCGACCUGCUCAGAAGUCGCACUGAAGCACCCUACAUCAAGGACAACCGAUUGGUGAACCGAGCAUCGGCCGCGGGAGCUGGCAAGCCCGUCCAGCCCAUCCUCUACGAUGUCUCUACCAAGAUCUCGUUCAUGGACACGCAUAACAUCGACGUUUCCAUCCUCUCCCUGGGAAAUCCGUGGCUAGACUUCCUUCCUACCGAAACUGCCGGCGCCGUGGCCCAGGACAUGAAUGACCAGUUCAAUGACCUCUGUGCCAGCGUUCCCGGACGACUGUACUUCUUCGCCGUGCUGCCGUUGAGUGCUCCCCCGUCCGUGAUUCUGGCCGAGAUUGCACGUCUCCCCAAACUCUCUCAUGUCCGAGGGAUCGUGAUUGGAUGUGCCGGACGCGGUGACGGUCUGGAUGAUCCGGAGCUGGUGCCCAUCUUCCGGACCCUGGCGGACGCCAAACUGCCUAUUUUCUUACAUCCCAAUUACGGCCUGCCCGAGACGGUCUGGGGUAAGAGGGCGAAAGAGUAUGGACAGAUUUUACCCAUUUCGAUGGGCUUCCCCCUCGAAACCACCAUUGCCGUCACAAGGCUCAUCUUGUCCGGCAUCUUCGCGGAGAUCCCACACCUCGAGUUCAUCGUCUCGCACGCCGCAGGCACACUUCCGUUCCUCGCAGGACGGAUUGAAAACGCCAUCGACCACGAUCGAUUGUGGGAAGCGCAGGGCAAGAACAAGCCCGACCGGCAGACGGUCUGGGAUGUCUUGCGCAAGAACAUCUAUAUGGAUGGCAUCGUUUACGAUCAGAUCCCGCUCAAGAUGGCCGUGGAGGCCGCGGGCGUCGAUCGUGUCAUGUUUGGAACAGAUCACCCUUUCUUCCCACCUAUCAAGGGAGGAGAAGACUGGCCCAGCAUGUGGAGCAACGAGAAAGCAGUCAGUCAGGGGUUUGGGAAGGACAGCGAGCAAUACCAACUCAUCAUGGGGGACAAUGCAGUGAGAGUGUUAGGUGUUGGAGAAGGAGAAGCUGGUCAUGCUGGAGGCUGCUGCUGUGAUGGACACUGA